GUGGACCAGUGCAGAAAAGCAGGCCACCUGAGAAGGAAGGUCGUUUAUGUUCCACUUGAGAGCGAUAGAGAGAGAGAAAGCGACUGUUCCACUAAAGACAGCAAGACCAGGUGGUCCACUAGGGAGAAAAGUCCACAAUUGUCCACGAUAGCAAAACCAGGUAUUCCACUAGCGAGAACAAAUCCACAAUUAUUCCACCAGAUACAACAUCAACACCAGGCCUUCUUCCACUAAAGAGAACACAUCCACAAUCGCUCCACCAGAAAGCAAAACUCCGCCAUCGUUUCAAAGAACAAUUCCACAAUCACUCCACCAGAGAACCAGUCCACACGGGAGCAUAAGUCCACACCCGUUCCACCGAAAAUAACACUGUUGUGGAUUUGAAAUGAGUCGACCGUUGCAGGAUUUUGCGAUAUUGCAUUUAAAUCUUGUGACGUCAUCGUUGUCCGUUAAUGAUGGCAUUAAUUCGUAUAGUUUUUUCUAACUGAUAAAAAAUGUGCCACCAAUGACUGACGAUGCCGAUGAAUAACGGAAUUUAGAAAAUAUAAAAUAACCGGUAUAUAGAAAAUAUAUAAAUAACGGGAAUAUAGAAAAUGAAUAAUAACCGGUGUAUAGAAAUAUAUCAAUAACCGGAAUACAGAAAAUAUAGAAAUAACCGGAAUAUAGAACCUAUAUCAAUAAACAAUAUAUUAGAAAAUAGACGAUGAAACAAAUGACCGAUAAUUGAAAAAAAUGGACAGUUACAAAACCGAUAAAUAACUGAAUAAUGAAAAUAUAUAAUGACCGAUAGAUGAUGAAAUGAAAAACUAAACAAUGAAAAUACAAAACGCAGAAAAUAUAGAAAAAUAACCGAUAUAUGAAGAAAAACAAAAAAUAGAAGAAUAAGGAAACAAAUAAGAAAAAGAUAAAAGCCAAAAAAAAAAAAAAAAAAUGACAUAAACCUCAAAGCGAUCCAACGAGACCGAGCGAAACCAGACUCGAACUUUCGAAACCAGCUCAGUUACGCGAAACCAGACUCGAGCUUUCGAAACCAGUUCAUUUACGCGAAACCCAAUCCUUCCGGAGCGCCUUUCCCCUUCGCCGCGGACAUGAGAAAACGUUUCUUGUGUCUGGCCGUUGGCGUGGUCGUCCUCACCGCCUUCUUUCUCGACGUCAGCACCCUCGGAUCGCCGCCCUCCGUCGCCCUCGCCGUCGUCGACUUCCAUAGAUCAUGGCAACUCCUCGAAACGCCGACCAGAGACGAGGCUGAAGAAGAGACGCAGGAGACGAUGGAAGAGGGAGACGAAGAAGAGGAGAGAGAGAGAGAAGAAGAGGGAGAAGACACGGGAGAGGAGGAGCAAGCAAGAUUAAAGGGGAGAGAUGUACUAAACAAGAUGAAGGUUCUGUGCUGGGUUCUCAUGUGUCCUUCUAAGCAUAAUGAGUCGGCUGUGCACGUCAAAGCCACGUGGGGAAGGCGCUGCGACAAACUCAUCUUCAUGAGCACCAAGGACGACCCGGAGCUCGGAGCCGUCGACCUGCACGUCCCCGAAGGCUUCUACAAGCUGUGGCUAAAGACCAGGGCCGCCUUCAAGUACCUGUACGACCACCACCUUCGGGAGUACGACUGGUUCCUCAAGGCCGACGAUGACACGUACGUGGUGGUAGAUAACCUGCGGUACAUGCUGUCUCCUUACGACCCCAGCCAGCCUAUUGCCAUGGGGUGUCGACUCAAAGGAAACGUGCCCGGGAAAGGUUACUUAACUGGAGGGGCGGGCUACGUCAUGAGCAGAGAGGCUGUCAGGCGCGUGGUCGAACGGGGCAUCGACGCCGACAAGUGCCCUUUGAAGCACCGCAGUAGACGACCUGCAGAAGACGCUGCCGCAGCUCGUUGUAUGGUGGCCUCUGGGGUUCGUUUCGGAGACUCCCGAGAUCAUCUGAGACGAGCGAGGUUCUCCCAGCUGAGCGCGGCCACGUUGCUCAUGGGGAAGGACAAGAAGCAGCAUUUGUAUAAGCCAAUUAAGGGCCUCGGCUGCUGCUCCCCGACGGCCGUGACCUUCCACAAAGUGACCGUGUCUGACCUCUACCUCAUGGACUACUUGCUCUACACAAUGGUCGUUGCCGGGCGCCACUCCUCGGCUCCCUUCCCCCCGCCGCCGCCCCCCGACAGGAGCCGCUUGACACCAGAGGACAUUGAGCGAUUUGGACAGACUCCUGCUAAGUGAAGUUUUUCACGCGCUGGACUCUAAAAAAAAAAAUCUACUACACUUGCGAAGAUCAAUUCCAGACUUCCUUAAAAAGAUUAGGGUACAUCUCAAAAGCGGUGGUUUAUCGUGUUUCUCAUCCAUUAACAUUUGAGUUCUGCCGAGGAAACUUGCACAUAGCUGACCAGAUUAUCAUAAGCUGAGUACAUUACUUUCAUUGAUGUCUGGUCUUCCGUUAUUUGAAUAAUCGACCAUAAAUCCUAUAAUUCAUUGAAGAGUACACCAAGAACAUUCACAAAUUCAAUCUUUAAAUAUAUAAAAUAGAUAUACUCAUUAGUACUUAAAAGGUCUUCCUCAAACGACUCUAAAAGAUGGCAUAAUAAAAAACUCAAAAGAUA
Molecule: messenger RNA, 2578 nt
Organism: Penaeus chinensis
Lineage: Eukaryota; Metazoa; Arthropoda; Malacostraca; Decapoda; Penaeidae
Product: glycoprotein-N-acetylgalactosamine 3-beta-galactosyltransferase 1-like
Exons: 9
Coding region: 1089-2201 (370 amino acids)
Cellular component (GO): membrane
Molecular function (GO): N-acetylgalactosaminide beta-1,3-galactosyltransferase activity
Source: RefSeq, a predicted model, not a curated record